This is a messenger RNA of Anopheles aquasalis, 1285 nucleotides long. RefSeq names its product zinc finger protein 569. Gene Ontology annotation, molecular function: zinc ion binding; DNA-binding transcription factor activity, RNA polymerase II-specific; RNA polymerase II transcription regulatory region sequence-specific DNA binding. The record is from RefSeq and is a predicted model, not a curated record. Gene Ontology annotation, biological process: regulation of transcription by RNA polymerase II. Gene Ontology annotation, cellular component: nucleus. NCBI's taxonomy places the organism in Eukaryota, Metazoa, Arthropoda, Insecta, Diptera, Culicidae.
GGCAAAAUGUGAAUUAGCGGAGCGGAACCCCGGAUUUCCUGUUUAAUUUCUGUACUUUUCGUCCGUUUGAAGCACAAUGGACACUACCGGGGAUUACGUUUGUCGUCUUUGCAUGGCAGAAGGAGCGUCGGAUUCGGAUUCGCUACAGUUACUGAACACAAACGAAGAGUUGGUGCAAAUAAUCCACGCCUUGACCACGGUGGAGAUCAUUCUAGACGCUGACCAGCAGUACUUUAUCUGCACAUUAUGCCAGCAAUCGGUGAUGAACUUCAACUGCUUCCGCGAGCAGUGCAUUGCAAACGAUCAAAUAUUCCGCCACAAGCUCCUGGAAGUUACGGAGUUCAAAGAGGUAGUACCAUUCGAGGAUGCGCCGGAAGAGGAGGAGAUAAUCACAGACGAGCUCAUAGAACAGCUACCGGGCGAUCCAACGAUAGGCGAAGACGAGGCAUCACUCAACGCCGAUUCGCACUCGAUUCAGGAGGAAAUGCCUACCCAGAUGGUUGAAGAAAUUCUGAUCACGCCGCUUGAAUCGGUGCCUGAAAUGGAAUCGUAUGCGAGUGACUCUUCCUCGACCAAAGACGCCAAACCGAUCACUGGUCGAGGAAAAACGCAAACCGCAAAGAGCAAGGACAGUCACGGCAACAAACUCCCUUGCGUACAGUGCGGUAAAAUGAUAGCGAGAAACAACAUGAAGCAACACCUGCUGGUGCACGAUCCUGAUCGGCCCAAGGUAUUCUGUACGUACUGUGGAAAGGCGUUCCAGGACCAGGGCCGAAUGCAGCUGCACAUUAACAGUAACCAUACGCUGGAGAAUAAGUAUCCGUGUGAGAUUUGCGGCAAAACUUAUCUCCGGCCCACGUCGCUGCGUGAUCACAUCAAAUCCAAGCACACACAGGACAAGCAGUACCAAUGCAGCGAGUGUGGCCUGAUUUUUAACAGUUGGGCGACACGAUGGCAUCACUUCAAGAAGGAACACACGACCGCAAAACCGUUUGCCUGUACCUACUGCGAUUGGGCAUUUAAAUUCAAGGGUGAUCUGACGCUGCACAUUCGGAAGCACACCGGCGAGAAACCGUUCAAGUGCGAUAUCUGCGGCAAGGCCUUCAACAAGAGCUACAACGUGGUGAUACACAAAAAGUCGCACCGGAACAAGGAACCCCCCGCAGCAGAGGCCACGUCGUAGAGUAGACGCGCCGAGGUGAAGCACGAUUGUAACUCUCUCUAUUAUUUAUGUUAGAAAUGCUACGAAAUGAAAUACAACAUUAUGUCGUACGUUAUUUUUAAA